ACAAAGCACGUGGGUUUUGGUUUUGCCGUGCAGCACAGAUAUAUUAAAUUGUUUGAAAGGCACGCGAUUUAACCAAGAAAUCAUGCCAAAAGUACGCAGCACAACGGGCAAGCCCCGGACCCAGGGGUUCAACCAUUCCAACCAUUCGAUGAAUCCAGAAAGGCCAAAGGAUGGACUAAAAGGUGUUGCCCAUCCCCGAACGAAGGGGACCAUUAAACGGCUCCAGAUGUACCGCAACUUCAAAGCCAAGCGUGAUCGUACCGGCAAGAUUAUCUGUCCGGCUCCGUUUCAGGGUCGCCUGCCUGCUGGUACAAUGGCCAGAGUGGAGCCCACACCGAAAUGGUUCAGCAACUCUCGUGUGAUAUCACAAACGGCUCUGCAAAAGUUCCAGAAUGAGAUUGGCAAGGCCGUCAAGGAUCCCUAUCAAGUCAUUAUGAAGCCAUCACAGCUGCCAGUGACGCUAUUCAAUGAGGCCUCAAAAUACAAGCGCGUCCACCUUCUGGACACAGAAAGCUUCGACAGCGUAUUCGGGCCCAAGAAGCAACGCAAACGUGUCAGCCUUAAAGUGCGUGAUCUGGAGGAUUUGAGCAAGGCGGCGGGUGAACAGGCUGAUAUAUACGAUUCUACCAAGGACAUAGAUCUGAUACGCGAAGACACUGGCGAAAAGAAGUCCGUGCGAGAUUGGGUGUUUGGUGCUGGAGGGAGCAUACGUAUCUGGAACGAGCUUCAUAAGGUCGUAGACGCUUCCGACGUUCUGCUUCAGGUCUUGGAUGCCCGCGAUCCCAUGGGCACACGCUCCAAAUACAUCGAGGAGUUCCUGCGCAAAGAGAAGCCGCACAAGCACUUGUUCUUCAUUCUGAACAAAGUGGAUCUGGUGCCUGUCUGGGUCACGCAGCGUUGGGUGGCCAUCCUCAGUGCAGAGUAUCCCACAAUCGCGUUCCAUGCCUCUCUUCAACAUCCAUUUGGCAAAGGUCAGUAAUAUAAUUAUUAAUUU
Drosophila miranda is the source of this 994-nucleotide messenger RNA. Its product is annotated as nucleolar GTP-binding protein 2-like. Gene Ontology annotation, cellular component: nucleolus. Lineage: Eukaryota; Metazoa; Arthropoda; Insecta; Diptera; Drosophilidae. The transcript has 2 exons. The record is from RefSeq and is a predicted model, not a curated record. The coding region runs from base 83 to 979 and encodes 298 amino acids.